This is a messenger RNA of Ceratitis capitata (Mediterranean fruit fly), 1797 nucleotides long. RefSeq lists its product as uncharacterized. The record is from RefSeq and is a predicted model, not a curated record. NCBI's taxonomy places the organism in Eukaryota, Metazoa, Arthropoda, Insecta, Diptera, Tephritidae. The coding region runs from base 1 to 1797 and encodes 598 amino acids. The transcript is spliced from 2 exons.
AUGCUGGAGCUGCUUGACAAUGUGCGUGGAGAGCGUGGUUGCGAUACAAUCGCCUUCUGUCUGUCAACCGCGCAGGAAUGCAUUUUUGAGCAACUUCUGCCGGAAAUUUCUACGCCGGUGUUGCUCAUUCAUCGGCGGCUGGAGUACGAUUUCAAAGCAAGUUAUUCAAGAGAGCUCAUCAUUCUUCUCUGUCUCGCAGACGAAGGUGUGGCCACAGCAUUUGAGUCAUUUCAUGUAUUUCGUGGCCUAAAACAAACUCGGAUUAUCGCUUACGCCCCGCAGGCCAGUGAUCUUGAACUGAUAGAAAAAUACUGUGCUGCCGCAAUGACGGCAGAUAUUUAUAAUGUUCUGAUAAUACAAGAGGAUUUCUCCGCAACGCACAACUAUUACACCUGCAAUCGAUUUCCACUCGACGCGCCGCCUUAUAAGCAGAAAUCACUCACAGACGUCAGUAGCGCCAUCUUUGAACAUCAAUUUCGUGAUAUGCACGGCAUGAAAAUGCGCACCUACCCCGAUCAGCUGCAACCACGCACCAUGCUCUACUUCAAACCGGACGGCAAGCUGGUAUUAGAGGGCUACAUUGGUCGCUUGUUGCGCACCUUUGCCGAGAAACGAAAUGCCGCGUUGACCAUAGAACAUCCCUACAAGGUGGGCAAAACCACAUAUUAUGGCGAUUUAUUGGCGCUGGCUCUCAAUAACACCGUUGAUGUGGCAGCUGGUCUCGCAUUUCCCACUUCACUAAAGGAUUUUGAGGUUAUGUCAUAUCCGGUGCAAACUCUCGAUUACUGUUUCAUGGUACCACUACCGGAGGCUGUGCCUAUAAAUGAACUAUUCGUCGGCAUUAUACGUUUACCCACACUCUUUUGGAUAUUCGUUUUCAUUGUAAUAUUCGCCGCGUUACUCACUCACCUCAACAAAGGCAAGCGCCUGACUUUUAUUAACCUCUUUUUGAAUGACAAAAGUAUACGCGGCAUGUUAGGUCAAUCCUUUGUGGCGCCGAUGAACCCGAGUUUGAAAGUGAAGUUUAUCAUAUUCUUACUGUGUUACAUGAGCACUAUCACGAACACCACCUAUCAGUCUUACCUACAAUCCUUUCUCACACACCCACCGCUCCAACCGAUGUAUCGCAGUUACGAAGAUAUGGCGGCAGCGGGUUUGAAAAUCUCAUUCCCCAUCAACGAACAGCAUAUGUUAACGACCAACAAGAGUGUUGCGCAGCAUAAAGAACUCUUCCUGAUUGCAAAAGAUUACGAUGCUUGGCUAAGGGAUCGCUCAGCCAUGAGCGUGAAAUUCGUGUAUCCUGUGUCCAAUGUACGCUGGGAAGUCUUCGAUUUUCAGCAGAGUCUUUUCAGUCGUCCGAUUUUCUAUUUCAAUACCGAUCUUUGUUUCUUCAAAAACUCAUUCGUGUGCUUGCCCACACGCCCAGAUCUGCCUUAUGGUGAUCUGUUGGAUGACUAUAUAUUGCGUCUCCAUUCGUCCGGUAUAAUGAACGAAUGGAUUUCAUUGAACUUCUAUAUUUUGGCGAAAUUGAAAAUGGUAUUCUUCGAAGAUCUGAGCACACCCUGGCAGUCUGGGCGGCCAUUGGAUUUGAAUGACUUUUUCUGGAUACGCAUGCAGUUCUUCGGCACAACCACCUGGCAACGCUACCAAAUUCCGCUCACAGAUGGUUGCUGUGUUUGCCCAACUGGUCGUCCCCAGCAAACAUGUCGUGAAUUGCGCGAGAGAAUGUUGUGCGAGGACAAGGCAGCGCGUGAAAAUAUUUUAAUGUUGCAAUUCUCAGUUGGGGGAAAAGAUUGA